This is a messenger RNA of Clupea harengus (Atlantic herring), 1976 nucleotides long. It is a transcript of the gene fgf10b, whose product is annotated as fibroblast growth factor 10b. Lineage: Eukaryota; Metazoa; Chordata; Actinopteri; Clupeiformes; Clupeidae. The record is from RefSeq and is a predicted model, not a curated record. Gene Ontology annotation, molecular function: growth factor activity.
AGGAAGAGAGACGGGAGGAGAGAGAGAGUGGCAGAGAGAGAGAGAAAGAGAGAGAGAGAGAGAACUUCACAGGCAACUGUGUUCAUUGACUGCAAAUGAGCUUGGAGUCACAAACAUCGGAGGUCCAUUUCAAGCGACCGGAGAGGAAUACUAGGACUUUGAUGGGCAUUUAGGGACUUGUUCCGUCAACAACUUCAAUGAAGUUGGGUCCUUUAAUAGAAGACAGAGCACCUACUCCACCGCUGUCAGAAACCAACAGACGUAAGUGGGCUAUAGAACUAUAGGAAGAGGGUAUAAAGCAGAGGAUUUUUUCCCCACUCGCGUUUGCUUCAGGCAGCUGCUCCGCUCUCCAUCUGUGUGCAAAGGCUGUUAAAAAAAAAAGAGGGCAAGAGGAAAGAAAAGAGUGGGCCCCUGGUUGUGGGGAUGAUGAUGUCGUCUCCUUCCUCUCUGGAUGCAGAACCUGUUGAGCAGUGAGCUGCAGCAGCAGCAGUGAGUAGCAGAGGAACCAGAGGAACCAGAGGCGACCGCACGAGAGUUCCUAGGAGUGCCAGCUCUCCCAACCCCUUUCUGACUGCCUGCCUGUCUGGUGAACCCCCCUCCCCUCCACGCACUCCUCUGCCUCUCCCUGCUUUUGCCCUCCCCAGCAUGUCCCUUGCUGCGCAGCCCUCGGCAAGCCUCGAAGUACCGCGACUACGAUGUGGAGAUGGACAGUGAGCGGCGUGUGUCAGGGUAAGGGUGCGUCCUCUGCCCGCUCCACCCCACCGCAUUGCUCCCUUUCCCUCUCCCUCUCCCUCUCCCUCCUGCUACUGGCACUGGUGCUGCUCGGCCGGCCGCCACCCGUCUCCGCCACCAGCAUCCGCCACAGAGCUUGUGGCCGGGCGCGGCACUCGCCACCGGCCCACAAUGCGUCAGCGGUGCCCGCGCCGGCCGGGCGGCACGUGCGCAGCUACAACCACCUCCAGGGCGACGUGAGACGCAGGAAGCUCUUCUCCUUCCAGAAGUUCUUCCUGAGGAUCGACGAGAGCGGCGCGGUCAACGGGACCAAGAGCAAGGAUGACCCGCUCAGUAUCCUGGAGAUCACAUCAGUUGAUGUGGGCAUUGUGGCCAUCAGGGGUCUCCAUAGUAACUAUUACUUGGCAAUCAACAAAAAAGGAGAUCUCCAUGGAGCAAGAGAAUACAGCAGUAACUGUAAGCUCAAGGAGCGAAUAGAAGAGAACGGCUACAACACUUAUGCAUCGGCCGAGUGGAGGAACAGGAAACGGCAAAUGUUUGUUGGCCUGAGUGCAAAUGGAAGACCUCUACGAGGGAGAAAGACCAGGAGAAAGAACUCAGCCACGCACUUCCUCCCAAUCAUGGUGUGAUCAAAAACUGACGUGUCUGGCUGAAGAGAUGAGAUGGAAGAAAAAGACUAAACGAAAAAUAUAGUGUACAUCUAUGAGAUUUCUCUCUUACCCGAAGGCACUACUCUGCUGGAAAAAGACUAUUUCUAAACCCAUUUCUAUCAUCCUUUACUUGUUUGCGAUUCUCUUUUGCAUCUGCGGCACUGGACGAACUAUGAAGCCUUCGUGCCAAAUGGUGGGAAAUCAGUGAACAACAAGCAAGUUGAUGAUGGGUGGAUUGCUUCCCUCAGCCUACUGCAACAUAUAAGUUAUGAGCAGUCAUGGUUUAUGAACAGUAAUAACUUUUAAGGUGGCAGUUGCAAAGCUGAAUCUCAAAGCAGAAGACCUGUGUAUGUACUAUCACACUGGCAACAUCAGAAAAUACCCUGCAUACACCAAUAGAGGCACUCUGAUGAGAUUUAAGGUAUACUUUUGAGAUAUAGAUUCAAACUAAAGCAUUUGCAUUUUUAAACAGUGCUUUUUGACUCCUUUGAGAUAAAUUAUUUAUUUGUAUAAUAUUUAAAUGGAAAAAACAUGCAAAGUGGACAGCAUUUCUAUACUUUCUAUGAAAUAAAUUAAGCUAUUUUCUCAUCCUUA